GUCCUUGGGCCUUUUUGGGUUUGGAUUUGGAUUUUAAAACCUAUUUUUGAGCAUGUAGGGCUUUUCAGCUGACGAUUGUGCAGCAGCCAAUUCGAGCGAGGAUGUGUGGGUCUUCUGACAAGGACUGGAGACCAGUGUCGCCACCGCCAGUGUUGAAGCUUGAGCUGUACGAUGUGGAGGGUAACCCGGUAAUAGAAGGCGGGUUCAUGCAGUUUCUGGUUAUCCAUACCACACUGUGGAAGGAGGAUCAAGAGGAGGAGCUCACAGUUGUUGAGCUCCCGCACAAUGCCAGCAGCAAGCGCAUUUCGGCGGCCGCCAAAAGUCGCAAGCGGGGCGUCACCCAGUUUGGGUGCAGGGCGGCAGAGCCGGGGUUGGAGAUGGAGAACAAUCUUUUGGGCGAUUACACUGCCUCAAGCUCAAUUGUGGAUGACGAGAUGGGCGAGCGUGGCUGCUUCUUUGUAUUUCCCAAUUUGUCGAUCCGUCUGGAGGGCCGAUAUAGAUUGCGUUUUACGCUUAUCAAGCUCCCAAGCAUGGGCGAUGCUCAGCACCCGAUGAUCCCGACCUGUCUUUCGAGCGUGUUCUCAGACCCGUUCGACGUGUACUCAAUAAAGACAUUCCCGGGCAUGAUUGAGUCCACGGCGCUUUCAAGAUCGCUGGCGCAGCAGGGUAUUAAAAUACCUAUCCGCAACACACAGGACAACACUUAGUUUAUUAUUGGCAAAGCAUAUUAUUCAGGUCAUGUCAUUUUUCUUUGCUCUUUUAUAAGCUACAACCAAUAGAACCACAUUCACACAACUAUAAUA
Molecule: messenger RNA, 803 nt
Organism: Kickxella alabastrina
Lineage: Eukaryota; Fungi; Kickxellomycota; Kickxellomycetes; Kickxellales; Kickxellaceae
Product: velvet factor
Exons: 4
Coding region: 102-707 (201 amino acids)
Source: RefSeq, a predicted model, not a curated record